Molecule: messenger RNA, 6171 nt
Organism: Astyanax mexicanus (Mexican tetra)
Lineage: Eukaryota; Metazoa; Chordata; Actinopteri; Characiformes; Acestrorhamphidae
Gene: thsd7ab
Product: thrombospondin type-1 domain-containing protein 7A
Exons: 29
Coding region: 261-5327 (1688 amino acids)
Biological process (GO): actin cytoskeleton organization
Cellular component (GO): plasma membrane
Source: RefSeq, a predicted model, not a curated record
UCGGAGGACGGCGGCGGUGGUGGAGGCAGCAGUAGCGGUGCUCCAGUACUACACUCAUAUUGUUGAGCUGGACAGCGCUCUGUCCACUCAGAGCACCAGUGCAGGACCUUGGACAGGACAUCAUCACAGGACAGUGGGAGCUACUGACACCCUUCAGCUGUUCUUCUUCUUCUUCUUCUUCAGGACAUCCUCCUGCGGGACCUCCCUCUCUUCUUUUCUGCCGGGGCUCGUUGUGUUCUCGGGAACGGUGUGGAUUUGUCAUGGGGCUGGGGGAGAGGGGUGCAAGGACAGCAUGGAGAGCGAGCGUCCCCGGCGUGUGGAGACUACUGUUACUGUGCUGUGGGAUCCACAGCGUUACCACUCAGACCUCAGGGGACAGCAGGUCACUAUACUUCUGGGAGACAGGUCCGUGGGGGAGGUGUAUGGGCAGCGAGUGCGGCCCCGGAGGCAGCCAGAGCCGAGCGGUUUGGUGUGCCCAUGUAGAAGGCUGGACCACGCUGCCCACCAACUGCCAGCAGGCAUCGCGGCCUGCCAACCAGCAGAGCUGCUUCCGGGUGUGCGACUGGCACAGGGAGCUUUACGACUGGCGGCUGGGCGACUGGAACCGCUGUGAGCCUGUCUUGCCUCGAGGUGGUGGGCUGCGCUCGGGACCUUGUCCGAGGGGCGGGGAGGGCAUCCAGAGACGUGAGGUGAGCUGUGUCCUGAAGGCCGAAGGUACGCCUGCCGACAACGCCAUCUGUGAAUACUUUGAGCCGCAGCCUCGUCUGGAGCAGGCCUGCUUGAUCCCGUGCCCGCGGGACUGUGUUGUAUCCCGCUUCAGCCCCUGGACGGCCUGCUCCAAGACCUGUGGCCUGGGUCUACAAAACCGUGUACGCUCCGUCCUAGCACCUCCGCUGUUCGGCGGUCUACCCUGCCCCAACCUCACAGAGUUUCGCACCUGUGCACCCAGGCCCUGCGAAGGCCGCGAGACGCUCUUCAACCUACGGGUGGGUGGCUGGGGAGACUGUGGACUGCUUCCAGCUCCCCCUGAGCUCUCAGAAGCUUCAGAAGCCUCAGAGCCCCCCGAGGACCCUUCGCUUCCACCAGCCCAGCGAGCCACCCGCCAGGCCCGCCGCAGGAAGAGCAAAGAGCGCAAGCUGGCCAAGGACCCGGAAACACGCGAGCUGAUCAAGAGCAAGAGGAACCGCAACAGACUGAAUCGACAAGAGAGCAACUUGUGGAAUAUUGAGGUGGGAUACCGGGCGAGGCAGGUGGUCUGCGUCCACCGCAACGGGAGCACCGUGGCGCUCAGCCAGUGCCCCCACUGGAGCCUUCCGGACAUGUACCAGUCCUGCCUGAUGCCCAAAGACUGUGUGGUGAGUGAGUGGGGGCAGUGGGGUCCCUGCUCGAAGACCUGUGCGGACCCCAGCAUCACCAAGGGCACCCGCACUCGCAGCAGACAGGUCCAGCAGCUUCCUGUGGGCGGAGGAGCAGAGUGCCCCCUGCUGGAGGACAGCCAGGAGUGUGAACCUGUAGGAGACGGCAUCCCACCCUGCGCCACCUACACCUGGAGGACCACGGAGUGGGGCGAGUGCCGCGUGGACGCGUUGCUAAGCCAACAGGACCGGCGCCGUGGCAACCAGACGGGCCUGUGCGGGGGCGGCCUGCAGACGAGGGAGGUGUACUGCGUUCAGUCCAACGCUGAGCUGCUGUCGUACCUGAGCGUCAACCAGGCCAAGACAGAAGGCCAGCCUGUGACCAGUCCGAAGCCUAGUGCCCCGCCCCUCCUGUCCAUCACAUACGAGAUCACAGCUUCCCAGCCGGUGGACAGUCAGCUGUGUGUGGGGCCGGUGCCAAGUACCAACCAGCUGUGCCACAUCUCGUGCCCUAUGGAGUGUGAGGUCUCUCCCUGGUGGGCCUGGGGACCGUGUACCUUUGAAAACUGCAACGACCAAUCAGUGAAGAAAGGAUUCAAGUUUCGAAGGCGAAAGAUCACAAACUACCCAACGGGUGGAGAGGGAGACUGCCCCCACCUGGUGGAGGCCAUACCCUGCGAGGAGCCCAGCUGUUUCGACUGGCAGCUGGUGAAGUUAGACGAGUGCGUCCCCGACGAGGAGAUGGACUGUGGCCCAGGAACUCAGGCCCCUCAGGCUCGCUGCGUCAACAGUGAUGGUAAGGAGGUUGAUAAGGAGCUGUGUGACGAGGCGUUGUUCCCGGCCGCUGUGCCCUGCGUGGUUCCCUGCCCCAAAGACUGUGUCCUCAGCCCCUGGACCCCCUGGUCCACCUGCUCCCAGACCUGCUCCAGCAAAACAGCCGAGGGCAAGCAGAUGAGGACCAGAGCCAUCCUGGCCUACAACGCUGGAGAGGGAGGAGCCAACUGUCCAAACACGAGCGCCCUGCAGGAAACCAGGAACUGUAACGAACACGCCUGCAUCGUCUACCACUGGCAGACCGGCCCCUGGGGGCCCUGUACCGAGGACACAUCCGUCACCACACUCAACUCCACAGCCGCCAGCUCCAAACCUGCUCCCUCCGGAUCAGAGAAGCCUUCCUGCGCCACGGGCAUGCAGACCCGCAAGGUCAUCUGCGUCAAAGUCAACGUGGGACAAGUCCCUCCAAAAAAAUGUCCAGAUGGUCCUCGGCCGGCGUCAGUGAGGUCGUGUGUGUUGCCCUGUAAGAAGGACUGCAUAGUAACGGCAUUCAGUGAAUGGACUUCCUGCCCAACAUCCUGCGAACCAGGUACCGUUGGCCAGAAGAACAAGCAGAGCCGAUUCCGUGUGAUCAUCCAGAAACCCGCCAACGGUGGUCUGGACUGCCCCGAGACUCUGUAUGAAGAGAAAGACUGUGCAAGUCCCCCUCCAAACCCAGCCUGCCCUGUGUUCAGGUGGAAGACUCACAAGUGGCGCCGCUGUCAGUUGGUUCCAUGGAGCAUCCGGCAGAACAGCCGAGGAGCUCAGGAGGGGUGUGGGGCGGGGCUCCAGACCAGAGCGGUCUCAUGUCGGCAGCUGGACGGGUCAAUAGCAGACAUAGGCCGGUGUCUGAAGUUUGCCAGCUCCAUGCCAGCCAUAAACCAACCGUGCCAGCUGCCGUGCCGAGACGACUGCCAGCUCACCAGCUGGUCCAAAUUCUCCCCCUGCACGGCGGACUGCGUGGGGGUCCGCACUCGGAAAAGGGCUCUAGUGGGGAAGAGUAAGAAGAGGGAUAAGUGUAAGAACAGUCAGAUGUAUCCGCUGAGCGAGACGCAGUACUGCCCCUGCAACAAGUACAACGCCCAGCCCGUGGGUAACUGGUCGGACUGCAUCCUGCCUGAGGGCAGACUGGAGAGCGCUCUGGGCAUGCGGGUGCAGGGGGACGGCCGGGAGUGCGGUCAGGGCUACCGCUACCAGGCCAUGGUGUGCUACGACCAGGACAACAGGCUGGUGGAGACCUCGCGCUGCAACAGCCACGGGUACAUUGAGGAGGCCUGCAUCAUCCCGUGUCCCUCAGACUGUAAGCUCAGCGAGUGGUCCAACUGGUCGCGCUGCAGCAAGUCCUGCGGCAGCGGGGUGAAGGUGCGCUCCAAGUGGCUCAGGGAGAAACCGUACAACGGAGGGAGACCCUGCCCCAAGCUGGACCACAUCAAUCAGGCUCAGGUGUACGAGGUGGUCCCCUGCGUGAGCGACUGCACUCAGUAUGUUUGGGUGACCGAGCCGUGGAGUAUGUGGAAGGUCAGCAACGUGGACCUGAAGGAGAACUGUGGUGAAGGAGUGCAGACCAGGAAAGUCAGGUGUAUGCUGAACACUGUGGACGGCCCCACCGAUGCUGUAGAUGACUACCUGUGUGACCCAGAGGAGAUGCCCGCAGGGACCCGGGAGAGCCGGCUGCCCUGCCCGGAGGACUGCGUGCUGUCUGACUGGAGCCCCUGGACUCCCUGUGAGCUGCCCUGCAGUGGUCGAGGCGAUAGGCAGAGGACGGCCUAUGCCCUGCGGCUGCCCAAAGAGGGCAGAGAGUGUCCUAAAAGCAUGGAGACCGAGCCCUGCCUGCUCAACAGGAACUGCUACCAUUACAGCUACAACAUCACAGAUUGGAGCACGUGCCAGUUGAGUGCCAGCGCUGUGUGUGGAGUCGGGCUGAAGACCCGCAUGCUGGACUGCGUCAGGAGCGAUGGGAAAUCUGUGGACCUCAAGUUCUGUGAGGAGCUGGGACUGGACAGGAAGUGGCAGAUGAACGCGUCCUGCACGGUGGAAUGUCCUGUGAACUGUCAGCUGACGGAGUGGUCAGUGUGGACGGAGUGCUCUCAGACCUGUGGACUGGAAGGGAGGAUGUCUCGGAGCCGGUCGGUGGUGCAGGCGUCUCGGGGGGACGGACGGCCGUGUCCGGCUCAGAUGGAGCAGUGGAAGCCCUGUCCGGUUCGACCGUGCUACCGCUGGAACUACAGCCAGUGGUCCGAGUGCAGAGUGGAGGAUGUGGUGUGUGGUGAAGGACGGCGCUUCAGGAAUCUGUCCUGCUUUGUGUCGGAUGGGUCCAGAGACGUCCCCGGCAGUCUGGUGGAGGAGGAUCUGUGUGCUGCUCUGGAACCGGCUGUAGAUGGAGAUAAAAACAUUGUGUUGGAGGAGGGCUGUACUUUACCCUGCCCAGGUGACUGUUAUCUGAUGGAGUGGUCUGACUGGAGUUCGUGUCAGAGUGUGUGUAUGAAGGGUCAGAGGCUGGAUUUCAGUGCGGUUCAGGUCCGUUCCCGCGCUGUCGUCGCUCAGGAACCAGAAAACAUCGCCCAGUGUCCCGAUCAGGAGUGGCAGUCCCGGCCCUGUACAGACGGCGAGUGUUUCGAGUAUAAGUGGGUGAACACUCCUCGUCUGGUGUGGUGUGAGCGCUCAGACGGAAUAAAUGUCACAGGAGGCUGCCCACCCACAAGCCUGCCUGGAACAGAGGGGACCUGUGACCCACCGUGUGAUCAGCCUCGCUCCUUCUGCUCUGAGGAAGCUCUGUGUGUGUGUGAGGAGGGCUACACUGAGGUGGUGACUCCGGAGGGUCUGCUGGAGCAGUGUGCUGAGAUUCCUGUGCUGGAGAUUCCCACUGCAGGAGACAGGAACUCCGACGUGAAGACCAGCCGUGCCGUGGACCCCACCGCCCCCACCACAGGGCAGCCGGGACGCCCCGGACGCACCUGGUACCUGCAGCCCUUCGGACCUGAUGGUAAACUGAAGACCUGGGUGUACGGCGUGGCCGCCGGAGCCUUCGUCCUGCUGGUCUUUAUAGUCUCCAUGAUCUACCUAGCAUGCAAAAAGCCAAAGAAACCCCAGCGAAGACAAACCAACAACAACAGGCUGAAGCCCCUCACUCUGGCCUACGAUGGCGAUGCUGACAUGUAGCCCUGCUCGGGAAGACCACCAACACACACAAUCAAACACACACACACACACACACACACACUCUCUCACGUUGAGCAAUGCCUAACUCUUACAGAUCUCUUCUGGAUUCUGGAGCCCUUCUCAUCAUCAUCUGCCUGAAUAGCUGAAUAACUUUACUAGCUGAAGGUCCUUGUUGUUGUUUUUUAUCUAUAUCUCUUCUUUUGUUACAGCAGAGCCUUCACCACUCCCGCUCACAACGGGAGGACGCCUUUUUUUACGUUAUUCUUACGUUAUCUGCUUGUCUGAGAAGGUCCAUCCUCUCAGAACUGAUCAGCCUGGUGACGAAUGUUACCCAACAUUUUCUCAGCUGACGAUUUUUAUUAUUAUCAAGGCCAAGGGAGGACGAAGGAAUCGAGUAAAGGCCAAAAUAUUAAAAACAUAUAUAAAAAAACAAGAAUACAGGACUACACAGUAUUUCCAAACAUUCUAACGGACUUGUCUUUCUUCUUGCGAGCUCCCGGGCAGCAGCCUUUCUAUGGAAGGUGAAAGCGUAGAGGAACCCAAUCGCUCUCCUGGAAGUACUGCCUCUCUCCUCCUCUCCUCGUUCCAGGCACUAUUGCACUAUAUUAGUGCAGCAUGAUAUGCACUUCAGUCAGGGUUUGCCGCUGAACUUCGGCAGGAACGUGCUCAGCCGGGCUGUCGAGAAAGAAAAUAAGAAGAAAAAAAUGGAAAUAAAAAGAGAAGAUGAGAGAAAAACAGAAAAAAAGAGUAAAAAUGUGGUUGGGACGUCGGUCGUACUUCAAAGCCGAAGUUUUUCUCAUUUGCUUGAUCUGUUUUAUUUUCUCUCUCUGUUGGGAUUUUUACA